Molecule: messenger RNA, 867 nt
Organism: Merops nubicus (carmine bee-eater)
Lineage: Eukaryota; Metazoa; Chordata; Aves; Coraciiformes; Meropidae
Product: RING finger protein 151-like
Exons: 5
Coding region: 1-867 (288 amino acids)
Molecular function (GO): zinc ion binding
Source: RefSeq, a predicted model, not a curated record
AUGGGCUAUGACAUCGAACGCUUCGUGGGCUACGUGAACGAGGGGCUGCUGUGCUCCAUCUGCCGGGACGUGCUGGAGGAGCCGCUGCAGGCCCCCUGCGAGCACGCCUUCUGCAGCGCCUGCAUCCACGGCUGGCUGGGCCGCCACGGCAGCUGCCCUGAGGACAGGCAGGGCAUUGACGUGUCUCUGCUGCGGCCUCUCUACAGGUAUAUGAAAAAUGAUUUAAAUCGUCUUCAGCUACAUUGCAAAAACAGAGAGUAUGGCUGUGAAAUGGUGUGUUCUCUGGAGUCCAUAGACAGGCAUGAAAGGGAGUGUGAAUACAGUCAGAUACCUUGCUCUAACACUGGCUGUACGGUUCAGGUUGAACGACGUAACCUGGAGGGUCACCUGGCGGUGUGCGAGUACCGGAGCCGGGAGUGCCCCAACGGCUGCGGCUACACCAUCCUCAGCGCGGAGGACACGCAGCACAACUGCGUGGCGGAGCUGAGAACGGAGCUAGAGCUGCUGCGGUCAGAAAUGAUCUGCAGAGUGGAAGAGGCAAAACAUGAGAUGGAGUCAAGGUUAGACUCACAGAGGAGGCAUAUGGUCCAAAAAGAGAGUAUUUUGCAAAAUGAAAUUGAAGAACUAAAGAGUCAGCUGUCCCGCGUGAUGUCAGACGUGCGCUCCCUGAUGGCUGCAGAGAGGCAGCACCGUCAGGAGCUGGAGCAGGCAGAGCUGGAGAAACGGGAGCUGCUGGAGCUGCUGAGGGGGCUGCAGAAGGACUGCCGAUCGACUACGACAGACGGAGGCCGGAAGGCAACAAAUUUCCGCCCUCUGACACGGCUAGAGAGUGUAAAGCGAAAACCUAGGGAGGUUACAGUUAUCUAA